This is a messenger RNA of Colletotrichum chrysophilum, 1305 nucleotides long. RefSeq lists its product as uncharacterized. The transcript has a single exon. Gene Ontology annotation, molecular function: protein binding. The coding region runs from base 1 to 1305 and encodes 434 amino acids. The record is from RefSeq and is a predicted model, not a curated record. Lineage: Eukaryota; Fungi; Ascomycota; Sordariomycetes; Glomerellales; Glomerellaceae.
AUGUCGCGCGAUUCCACGACGGGCGCAAAUGCCGACCCGCAGGCCGGAUCGCAAGCUCAAGCUCAGCAAGCUCAACGAGCGCAGUCGUCGCAUUCACGAGCGCAAUCCCGCAUCCUGUCCGUCACGACUUCCGUCCCCAGGCAGCUUGCCCUGCUCCCCGAUGAGUUGCUCCUUCACAUCUUCGAGGCCGUCGGCCGCACCUCGCGCAGCGACCUUUGCGCCGUGAGCCGUGUCAAUAGGGCCUGGCACGAGCUCGCCGACGCCAUCCUCUAUCGCCAAGUGCGCUUCGACGACCCAGAGCAGCACCUCGUCUUCUCAGAAUCCCUCAGCCGUCGCAUGCGUCGCGGUUCUGCCAUCCAGGACGUCAGCCUCGAGUAUCCCGCCCACGAACUCUCGCACCUGAGACUCGAUGGGCCGAUUCAUGGCUCACACCACCCGCCGACCCGCUUUGAGGCCCUCAGUCGAACCAUCAGCACCAUGAGCAACCUCGCGACCCUCGAGGUGUCCGUCCCCGUCACUCUACUUCACGGAAUCGGUGCUCUCUUCAAUGGCCCCUUCGACCUGGCAUGCUUAAAGCACUGCACGCUAUUUUACCAGUGUCCCGACGAUGCGUACUGGGAUCUCCGCGAGAAUGUCCACAUCUUUGCGCACCCAACACUGGAGACGCUAGUCAUCAGGCGAGCGAAGCUGGAUUACCGCGGCUUCGACCUGAUUGAGCGACCCCACGAAACAGCGCUGCACAAGCUGCAUCUCAUCGAGUGCGACAUCAACGAUGAUGCGUUGUCGGAUAUUCUCGAAUUUCCCGAGGGUUUGAAGGAGUUCGUCAUGACGCAGUUGGAGCAGCCAAGCCCGGAAUUGGAAGAGAGUUCAGACAAUUUUAGCGACUACAUCCUAGCACUCAACUCCCAGGGUCACUCACUCGAGACAAUCACCAUCGACCACCCAACGCUCGGUGGCAGGAAACCCGUUAGGAUGAGAGACUUCGAGAAAGUCAAGUCGUUGAGGCUGAACUGGGAUUAUCAGCUUUUUGGCAAGUCUUCAAAGAAACCACGCAUGCACUCCGUUGGUCUCCCGCCGAAUCUGGAAGUCUUGGAAUUUUUCAACGAGCUUGGAACGGACAAGGAAGUCACUGAAUUGCUCGAAUACACGUUGCAGGUCGCGAGUGUCACUCACAGCAUGCUCAAGACUGUUGUUGCCGUUCAGGGUGAUAAUGGCAGUGUGCCAAAGGAGAUUGUUGCCGCGUGCAAAACCGGAGGCGUAAAGUUGGAUAUAAUAGGUGCUUUUGAUAUAGACGAAGACGACUAG